AUUAUAAAAUGCUUUUGCUGCAGCUUCAUGGGUAACGAUUAAGCUGGGGUUCAAAGGCGGAAAAAUGGCCGUGAGGAGUUCUUGGGUGGCGAUGGGGAGCAAUUCAGAUGCCAGGAGGUUCGGGGGUCUCUCUUGCUACACCCGAUGGAAGGGGCAGGAAGGGUCGAGCCAAACAACUUCCCACGCUCGGCGGGUGUUGAGCGCUUCCUUCCUGCAACCCACAAGGGUGACAAGCGGCAGGAGGAAGGGGGCGAAGACAGAUUGGAGCCGAGGGAGGAAGAAGAAGGUGACCGCGCCUUAGACCGGGCCUCCCGGAGCUGAGACGAAUUGAGGCGGGAACCGUCGCUGCUGGAGGCGACAUGGAUUCGGGGCCUGUUGGGCCGACGCGGGGCCGUCGGCGUGUUCGGUUCACGCUGCUGGUCUUGUGGGCGCUGCUGCUUCUGACCCGCUCUUCGGAGGAAGAGAAGAAACGGGAAAACACCAGAGACGUAAUUUUUGAUGUUUGUGCUACUUGCCAUGCAAAUGCCACCUGUGUACAAAAAGAUGGCAAAGAUAUCUGUGAAUGCAACUAUGGAUUUAUUGGAAAUGGAAGAACGAUCUGUAGUGAUAAAAAUGAAUGUCUUUCUGGCAUUUGCGGAGAGCAUGCUGUAUGCCAUAACACACACGGAAGCUAUUACUGUGUUUGCCAUGUAGGCUUCCAGGCUUCUAAUAAACAUGGAACAUUUAUUCCCAAUGAUGGCACAAAAUGUAUGGUUGUGGAUUGUGGACCUCCACCUUAUAUUCCAAACACUCUGUCAGCUCCUGUGAAUAAAACCACUUAUGGAAACCAAAUUCUUUAUACUUGUCAGCCUAAUUAUGUCCUUGAAAGUGGAAACUCAGCUGCGUUUUGCAAUGCCAAAGGAAAAUGGGAAGGUGCAGACAUGGUGUGUAAAGAAAUAGAUUGUGGAAAACCACCGUGGCUGCCAAAUACAGACAUUAUCUGGAAUAACAGCACAACUUUAGGGAGCACCAUAUACUAUAAAUGCAAGGAUGGAUUUCAGUCUUUUGGAGAACAUAAUUUUUCACAAUGUAAAAUAUCUCGCAAAUGGGAAAACAUUACUUUUGAAUGCAAGGAAAUCAUCUGUGGCCAACCUCCUGUACUGUCUUUCUCAAACAUGAUAUGGAAUGGGUCUACUCAUCCAGGAAGCACCGUAGAAUAUAGCUGCAUGAAAGGUUUCUAUUCCACAGGGACAAAAAGUCAUUCUGUUUGCACCAGAAAUGGAUCUUGGGAAAUAUUGGAUUUAAGAUGCAAAAAAGUGCAAGACUUUGUUAAUAUUACAUGGAAAGAUCCUUGUGUAUCAUGGAGGAGACAUUAUGGAAGUGCUGGAGUAAAUGAAACUUAUCAAAUUACUAUAUUGAUGCUAGGAAAUGAAUCAAAAGAAACGACAGAUAUGUUGAUCAAACCUCCUGCCACUGAAAUGGCUGUAAAUGUGUGUUUGCAGUUACGCCAACACACAAAUUACACUGUGGAAAUUAUUGCAGACUCCAUCAAUUUGCGUUUACGGCUCAGAAUAGCACAUCCAGUAAUUCAUCCAGUGGUUGAAAAGACAGUAUUCAACAAUAUCUCCAUAUUUAAUGACACCUGUAUUAAAUGGCAGAGAGUCCCAGGAAGAAGGCAGUCUGAGGAAACCUACCUAAUUCACCUAGUGGGUCUACGUUGGUAUCAGAAGGAAUUCAGUCAUGAAAUGAUUCUUAACUUUACCACAGAUUCUUGGAAUCCAGAAUUGUGCCUCAAUUUAUCUUCAGGCAGCAAUUACACUGUAAACAUCUCCACUGCUGACCUAAAGCAUAGUGUCCUCAUCCAUUUGAGUGUCCCAUUAGCAGGUCACUGGGAAACUCCUCAAGUGCCAUCUGGAAUCUUGCUGAAUCCAUCAGAUCCACCAUCGCCACAAGUAGAAUUCAUGUCAACACGAGACUUUAUACCAUUAUUGAGCUUUCUGAAAGCUGAAGGAAGAAAUGGUCCAAUCAGUUCUUACCAAGUGAUUGUCAUUCCUGGGAUUCCGCUCUGCAACUUUAAUUGCUAUUCCUUGACCAACCUCUCCUACUUCAGCAAAGGUUCAGAAUCUGAUAGCUACAUGACAGCUGAGUUCUCAGCCAAGAGCAUUCCUGAAAACAGGUUGACCUUUGUUCUCGGAGACCGACUAUAUUAUGGAGGAUAUUAUAAUGCUCCCUUGAAACCAAGAAAGGCAUAUUGUAUUGUACUUAGGACUGUCAGCAAGUGGAAUUGGAUGAGAACACAGUCCUGUGUAAUAUGGGCCCAUAUUAGAGAUAUAUCAUUCCCAGUGCAGCAUUUGACUAUGGUUAUUUUAAGCUCAGUUGCUGCUAUCAGUACCAUCUUUUUAUUAUUACUCUGCCUAGCAUGCAGCACAUUCAACUCCAGCUGAACCGUCAAGUAAACGUGUUUUUUUUUUUGAUAGACUGGAUAUUUAUCAACUACUAUCAAUACUGCCCAAGAAAGCAAUGCAUGGUUCUGCAAAUGCUUUUGUCUAAUAGAUACAACUCCUGAUCAUUUGGAAGAGAAUAAAAACAAGACACAGAAAUACGGAGCUAUCCUUCAGUGCUCAAGAGGAAGAAACCCAUAUGCAAAAUACCAUCUCCUGCCUUCCCAUUUAAAAAGGGCUUUUCAUACCUUGUUUUCUUCUUGUAAUUUUCAAUCUUGAAGCUUGUUAGGUGCACAUUUUACAUCCAGAGCAAACUUGUGUGUCUUCUGUUUCAGUUCAUGUUAAGACACUGAAUUUAUUUUUGGAUGGGAAGUUACUAAAUAUUUUUAAAUAAGAACCUUUAGUAACUCUUUAAAAAUAGAACAAUUAUAUUAGAGGCCCAAGUUAAAACCAGAAAUACACAUUUCUGAAAAUGAGUUAAAGCUGAAUUUGUUUUCCUUUGAAAUCAAGAGGACUUUUCCCCUUAUUUCAAUAGAAUCUAUGCUUACUUUUGUAAUUUGGAUCCACUCAGUAAGUACACAUUUCUACUGUGUUGUUUAAUGGGACUAGGCUAAAAAGAUAUAUAUAUUUUUAACCAUUCUCGUAACUUCCAGAAAAUUUUGCUACUUUCAUAAUUUGCAAAGAAGCAAAAUUUGGUGUAAUUUUCAUUUAGCAAGAACUUUACAGUAUUUUGUAGCCUCCCACACUUCCCACAUUGCAUUUCAAAUUAUGAUGGAAUAUCUUUCAAAGGUUUGGGUUUUUUUUUUAGAUUAGAAGCAUGAGCACAAAGCAAGAAGAAACGGCAUUCAUUUUAAGACUUACAAUUAUUAGCUUUCAAGGAUUACGGAAAGCAGUGUUGACAUUGGAGAGAUUGGGGCUGGCGUCUUCAGCCCUCCUGGACCUGAAGGCUUAACCCAUCCAUUUUAAAGCUUUAAGUGAAAAAUGUAAAACUUACAUUAAUUUUCUCUUUAACUUGAAAAUGCUAAAACUCCCCCAUCAAAAAUUCCAUUUUGCUAUUCAAUUGGCACUCUGUAGCCUUGGACUGCAAAUUUCUAACCCCUGGUGUUCUAUGAUCUGCAAAGAAAAAAAACACCAUUACAUUUGCUGUUCAAAAGUAAAAUUGUUUCCAAAAGAAAACAAACAAAACAAAAACAAAACAAAAAAAACCAACCAAAAGAAUUUUGCAAGCAAAAUGCAAGAGAAAAGACAAGUUUCUUUCAUGGAAGUAAACAUUGGGCAAAUUGGAAGAUAUAUUUCAACACACUCUCAAAUCCAGGGAACUUCUAACUCCGAUGUAUUUGUCUUUAGAACUUUGUUUUAAAUGUAGUUUUUGACUUACGAUUUUAAGAAAUAAUUGGUAGAAACCAGUUAAGCAGAAAUGUUUACAGAACUUUGAUGAUCACUUGAGUAUUAAAGAAAAGCAUUUAUUUUUCA
Pantherophis guttatus is the source of this 3893-nucleotide messenger RNA. RefSeq names its product sushi domain containing 1 (gene SUSD1). The record is from RefSeq and is a predicted model, not a curated record. Gene Ontology annotation, molecular function: calcium ion binding. NCBI's taxonomy places the organism in Eukaryota, Metazoa, Chordata, Lepidosauria, Squamata, Colubridae.